AUGUCUGUACCAUCUUCAGUGAGCGAAGACAAAGAAACUCGCACGGUGAAUGGCAAGGAAGUAGAGAUCCACACAUGGGACGGUCCGGACGACAAAGAUAACCCCUUCAAUUGGUCGCCAACGUACAAAUGGGUCGUCACAGUCACCGUAUGCUUCGUCUCGAUCUUGACAGGUCUGCCUGCUGGUUCAUACGGUUCCGGAAACGACUGGAUGUCACCCUUGUGGAACGUCCAAAACGAUCCCUUCCCAAACCUAUACUGGGCAACAACAAGCUGGAACAUGGGUGCUGCCCUGUUUCCACUGCUCUUCGUCCCACUGACAGAGAACACGGGUCGCAUGCCUGGAUACUUCAUCGGAUACAUCGUCUUCGAGCUCUUCCUCUUCGGUUCUGCCUUUGCCAACAACUUCGCUACGAUCGUGGUCACCCGUUUCUUCGGUGGUGGCGCCUCCUCAGUCGCCAUCAACAUCGUCGGCGGCAGUAUCAGCGAUAUCUGGAAAGGCGACAAAGCGCGCAGCUUGCCCAUGUCGCUGUUUGGCUUUACCAGCGUAGCGGGCAUCGCACUUGGCCCGUUCGUCGGCAGUGCGAUAGUGCAGAUUCGGAAGCCGAGCGUUGGCCUCGAGUCGCCCUGGCGAUGGAUCUACUACAUCCAAAUCAUAUACAACGCCGCCCUUAUUCCUGUCUUCUGGCUCAUCCUGCGCGAAACGCGCGGCGACGUGGUUCUCAAGAAAAGCGCGCAGAAGCUGCGCAAGGAAACCGGUCGGGCAAUUUACGCCGAGUCCGAACUGGACAAACCUUCGGUUGUCGAAUUGUUGAAAGUGUCUUUCAUGCGCCCCACGAAGAUGCUUGUCUCCGAGCCCGUCGUAAUAUUCUUCACCCUGUGGAUAUCAUUCGCCUGGGGCAUCCUCUUCCUGUUUUUCAGCUCCGUGGUUCAAACCUUCGGUGACUCGUACGGCUUUGGCACCUUCCAGACUGGGCUUGUGCAGCUCGCCAUCACCGUCGGCGCUGUGAUCGGUACAUUGGUGAACCCACUGCAGGAUUGGAUGUAUCUCCGCUCGGCUGGCAAGAACGAUGAGAGACCCGGCAAACCUAUCCCAGAGGCACGCUUGUACACGAGUAUCCCGGGCUCUCUACUCUUCACAGCCGGUCUGUUCAUCUACGGAUGGACGUGCAGACCGAGCGUACACUGGAUCGUGCCCGCGAUCGGCAUAACAAUUGUUGGAGUCGGGAUCUACUCGAUCUAUAUGGGCGUAGUGAACUAUCUCACCGACGCAUACGAGAAGUACGCCGCGUCCGCGCUCUCCGCUGCUUCGCUCGGCCGCAACAGUUUCGGCGCCUUCUUGCCGUUAGCUUCUGGCCAGCUUUUCUCGACGCUGGGAUUUGGGUGGGCGGGCAGCUUGUUGGGCUUCAUCGGGCUGGCGUUGAGUGUUGUGCCGGUUGUGCUGCUGUUUAAGGGCAAGGAGAUCAGGGCUAGAAGUCCGUUUAUGUUGGAUAGUACGUUUGAUAGUGAGGAGGAAGCGGGAAGGAAGAAUAGCUAUAGCAAGAAGGGACAAGGGAGGAGUGGUGGGGAGAGUGAGGUCUGAGGUUGGAUAGCGUCCAUAAGCGUACAUCAAUUGGCCAGAAAUCGGUUU
This is a messenger RNA of Macroventuria anomochaeta, 1629 nucleotides long. Its product is annotated as MFS multidrug transporter-like protein. The record is from RefSeq and is a predicted model, not a curated record. Lineage: Eukaryota; Fungi; Ascomycota; Dothideomycetes; Pleosporales; Didymellaceae. Gene Ontology annotation, biological process: transmembrane transport. The transcript is spliced from 5 exons. Gene Ontology annotation, molecular function: transmembrane transporter activity. The coding region runs from base 1 to 1581 and encodes 526 amino acids.